This is a messenger RNA of Tupaia belangeri chinensis (Chinese tree shrew), 2106 nucleotides long. RefSeq names its product PRKR interacting protein 1 (gene PRKRIP1). NCBI's taxonomy places the organism in Eukaryota, Metazoa, Chordata, Mammalia, Scandentia, Tupaiidae. Bases 61 to 621 code for a protein of 186 amino acids. The transcript has 6 exons. Gene Ontology annotation, cellular component: nucleolus. Gene Ontology annotation, biological process: negative regulation of protein kinase activity. The record is from RefSeq and is a predicted model, not a curated record. Gene Ontology annotation, molecular function: protein kinase binding; protein kinase inhibitor activity; double-stranded RNA binding.
GCCCUUUCGUCAUACGUGCGCGCUGCCGCCGUCGUUCGUUGGGGGAGUAGGACUGCCGUCAUGGCGAACUCAGCGGCCGCCGCCGUGCGACCGCCGAGACCCAAGAAAGAGCCACAGACGCUCAUCAUCCCCAAGAACGCGGCGGAGGAACAGAAGCUCAAACUGGAGCGGCUCAUGAAGAACCCGGACAAAGCAGUUCCGAUUCCAGAGAAAAUGAGUGAAUGGGCACCUCGACCUCCCCCGGAAUUUGUCCGAGAUGUAAUGGGUUCAAGUGCUGGGGCCGGCAGUGGAGAGUUCCAUGUGUACAGGCAUUUACGCCGAAGAGAGUACCAACGACAAGACUACAUGGACGCCAUGGCUGAGAAGCAAAAAUUGGAUGCAGAGUUUCAGAAAAGACUGGAAAAGAAUAAAAUUGCUGCAGAAGAACAGACUGCAAAGCGUCGGAAAAAGCGCCAGAAGUUAAAAGAGAAGAAAUUAUUGGCAAAGAAGAUGAAGCUCGAACAGAAGAAACAAAAAGAAGGACCCAGUCAGUCCCAGGAACAGCAGUGCAGCAGCUCCGAAGAGGCAUCCGGAUCAGAAGAGGAAGAGGAAGAUGAGCCCAGCUUUAUCAUGGGGCGAUGACGAUGUUUGCCAUAGCAGCUCUUGGAGCAGCCUGGCUCAUACUGUGGUCUCAGAAAACUUCAACAUGACCAGAAGGGAAAGGAAGUUUUCUUGCACUCUGGUCUUCCCAAGGAUUCCCUGAGAGAGAACAAACGGGAGCACCUCCAAGCUGUGCAUAGCCCUGCCUGUUGGUGGGACUCGGGGCCUAUGGGACACACAACCCUCUCUCAGACCCUCAGAGGCGCUGCCUAGCAGUGUUCAUCCACGUUCUGCUAAAGGGGAAAGGGUGCCCAGCCUCCCACUCCUGGCACCUGGCCUCACAUAUUUGAGCAGUGAUGAGUUUGGGGCUGGUUAUUGUGAAGGGAACACUUAUUUAGUAAAGAGAAAACCCUUAGAUUUUUUUCAGACGUGAAACAUUUAAUUGCAAAAGCUAUAGAGAAGGCUAGGAACUAAGCGUGGGGCCUCAAGAUUCAACAGGUCUUGUUACAUGGACCUGUUCCCAGACUCUGCAAGAAAUGGUCUUGGCCCUGGGGCUGACUCGACCUCCAUUCCCUUCAGUGGAGAUGCGGCUCCCAGGGUGCGUUGUGCCUCAGGAAGCCCCGGGUGUGUGCGUAGGGGAUGUGGGCUGGGCCACAGAUGGGAACUUGAUGUGUGGAAAGAGCUGUUGGGAGGGAAAUAGUGACUAGGAAAAUCAGCUGGUCAAGAUCCGGGCUGGGCAGAGCACAGGAAUCCUGGCUGAGUGGAACUGCGUGUUCAUCCUGAGGUCAGAGAGGUUCCAUGUUGAAAAAGACUGAAAGAGGCUUGACUGGCUGGAGAUGAGAGGGAAGUGUGCAGCUCUUAGGGACUGAAGCCCUCGGGCUCUCUGCCGGGGUCACAUAGGAGCUAGGGUCAGAGAGGAGCAGGCCCAGAAGGGAACCAGCCCCUGCAGGGUGCGGGGCAUUGUGCUGGGUGCCAGGGGCCUUGGGGGGUAACUAGGUCAGCCUCAGACCUGGGCAGCCUUCAGGUAGCCAACAGGGAUGCUUUAUGAUUAGGGCCUUCAUUCAGUUUUUGGAUUAUUUAUCUCCAGCUUCAAGUCUUAAGUAUAUUUUGUGCCUUUAAUGGAUCUGAUGGAAUUAAGGAAAUGGUUUUGAGUUAAUAGGAAACAGACACAUUUUACUUGUGUAGUAUAAAUGUUGCUGGUCCCACUCAGCCAUGUGACAUCUAUGAUCCCUAUGAUCAAAUCAUAGGGACUUUUUUCCCUCAGGAAUUACAAAGGUGGAGGAGUAAAGUUCUCUGACUUUUGGAAAGAAGGAAUCUAAUUCAAUCCAAUCCCUAGGGCCACUUGGCAGGAGAGCAGUGUGGAAACUGUUUCAUUUGCCAUCGACAUGAAAACAGGCCUGCUUUUUCUCUCCGUCACUCUGGAAAUUAAUUUACAUUUACUAUUUGGCAUACUUGACUAAAGUGAACUACAAUUACCAUAUAUUAGCAUAUAUUUCAAUAAAGAGAACACUUAGAGAUUAGCCUGGA